This is a messenger RNA of Poecilia latipinna (sailfin molly), 2098 nucleotides long. RefSeq lists its product as uncharacterized. The coding region runs from base 1025 to 2092 and encodes 355 amino acids. The record is from RefSeq and is a predicted model, not a curated record. Lineage: Eukaryota; Metazoa; Chordata; Actinopteri; Cyprinodontiformes; Poeciliidae. The transcript is spliced from 8 exons.
GGAAGGGAUUUCUUGUAGUUGGUUUGCAUGGAUUCUUAAAAUCAGUUUAACCUACUUCUUCAAACUUCCAGCUGUACAAACAGUGAUUGUAAUUUAAUGUAUAAACACCUUAUUCCAUAAUAAUAAUAAAAAAAUCAGUAAACUUUCUUUCUAAUUGUUCUGCAGUUUCAAUUUCUCCUGUUGUUCAAAGCAGCCAAUUCAGCAAAUCUAACGGUGACAGGAAUCUGGAUUUCAUCAAAUUAAUGUUGAUGUGUUUAAAAUGUUCAUAUAAACAGGAAGACUAUAGGAAAACAUAACACUGGAAGAACACAGAUUGACAUAAACCUAUGGCUGUUGAGUCUUUUGAGUUUUGAAUCUCUGUCACAAACUGAGAUGAGCUCAAUCAUAACUAGUCAACAUUUACAGAAUAAAAAACACACAAUCAGCAAUAAAACCUUCAUUCAAAAUGGGAUGUUUCAUUUUGUCCUAAAAUCUCAUAAAGGUAUUUGGGUGUGAGCGAUCUUCAAAAUGACCUAUUUGGUGACGAUAUUAUAAUGUACUCAAUGAACCCAACAAAUUCUUUCACUCAGUUGAAUGGAAACUUGGUCUUUCUGCAAACUCCAUACAGAAAGACCCCAGUCUGGGAUUUGAACCCAGAAACUUCUUGCAAGGCAGUGGUGCUACCAUCUGCCUCACUAUGCAGCCAACAACAAAAUAAAAUGAAAAAAAUAAAAAUAAAAAAUUCAUUUGGCAGCCAGAGUGAUGAGAUGAACUAUCAUCACUCUGGGGUGACUCUGACGGUUCUUCUGUUCAUAUUAGUUUAUAUUAAAUCAUUUUAUUCUGUUUUCAUUACAAAUACACACAGAAACAACCAAAUAAGGUCAACCUGUAGAGUCUAUUAGCAGAUUGUUUAUCAGCUUUCGUUUCCUUCCUUAUUUGCUUCUGGGCAAUCAGAUUAUGAUCGUCCUCCAUAAUGUAAACUUCAUGUUGCAUAACCAAAGCCAGUAAGUCUGAUCACAGCCUGAGUGGUUGAAUCAACAUCCAGAUGAUCAGGAUGGGUCCCGUCUUCUUCAUUCACCUGCUACUGAUGGCUCCGCUGCUUCAACACACUGAAGAAAACGAGGAACUGGGGAGACAGAAGCCACCUAAACGUGAUGAAGCGGUGCAUCAUCAAGAGUUUUGCUUGAGUAUUCCUGAAGCUCCACACUCAACCAGUUUGGUUUUUGAAACCCCACAGCCUACAAAGUCGGCAUCCAAACCCAAAUUAAUGAAACAAAAACCCAAGAGUCCAAAACAACCUGAUGUUCAUAGAUCCCCGGAAGAAAACUAUCCAUCUGCUGGUGUUCCUGAAAUAGUACCAAUGAGAUCCCCGAUGUCUGGGGAAAGAAACGAUCCAUCUGCUGGUGUUCCUGAAAUAGAACCAAUGAUCGCUCCCAUUAGUCUCCACAGCCCAGAUGUCAAAGUCUCAGACGGAUGCUACUGCAAAGACCAAAACAAGAAGCUGUCCACUGAGAUCUAUCGAGUCAGCAGCCUGAUCAUACACUAUCCCAGUGAAACCUGCAGAUCAACUGAAUACAUUGAAAUCUUAAAAGAUGGAAGGAAAGUUUGUGUGAUGCAGUUCAGCCUCGUGACUCAUUUUCUUCGGUUUCUGUCCAAACCAGUACCGGAGCAAAGGUCAACAGAAUCACCUGAGAUCUCAUCUACUACACAUCAGACCACAACUGCAGAGACAUCCACCUCGACACACCUGACAAUCAGAACCGAUGGGCCACCACUUCUUUCCGACUCAUAUAUGCAUUAUGGACCAGAUGGUCCAAAAGGAGUUGGAGUUAUUGUCAAAAUACCCAAACCACAACCAAAUUUUCUUAUGGAUUCAAGUGGACCCAGGUUUGAAGGCCCCACAGAAACUUGUGUUACCUGCAUACAUUUUGUAAUGUGGAACAACUUUGACCUGAAGGACGUUCAGUUGGUGGAUGUGAACUUCCUAUCAUCCAACUGUCCUGCCCUCAUCUUACUAAGUGUCAGCCUGACUGAUGGACGCCAUAUUUGUAUGGAUUCUCUCCACCCUGAGUUCCAGCAGUUUCUAGAGAAGUUGGAAAUUAAAGAACCUUAAAUCUGA